GUGUGUUGCCGCAGGCUGCGGGUGGCGGGGAGGAAGCAGGCCCCAGGCCGGGCUCCGACGUGCGGGGGGGCGACGUGAAAAGGGCCCCGCACGGAUACACAGGAGCGGUGGGGGAGCACACGUACGUCAACACCCACGUGAACACCCACGUGAACACCCACGUGCCGUGCGCGGCGAGGGGGGCCACGCAGCCCCCCCACAGAGACGCCUUCGACAUGAGGCCGUUUGAGGACGCGCUGAAGCAGCAGGGGGUUUCGCCCCCCCUCCCCGACGGGGGCUCCCCCCCGCCCCCCGGCUCCUCCCCCCCGCCCCCUCCCCCCCCCACCGCCGCCGCCGCCUCCAUGGAGGAGGCUCUGCGGCGCGAGCGCUGGUACCACGGCAAGAUGAGCCGGCACGACGCGGAGCAGCUGCUGCAGGAGGAUGGCGACUUCCUGGUGCGGGAGUCGAUGACGAGCCGCGGCCAGUACGUCCUCACGGGGCUGCAGCAGCAGCACGGCAAGCACCUGCUGCUCGUCGACCCCCACGGAGUGGUGCGCACCAAGGACCGCCGCUUCGACAGCGUCAGCCACCUGAUUGGCUAUCACCGUGACAACCAGCUGCCAAUCAUUUCAGCCGGGAGCGAGCUGUCUCUGAAACAGCCGGUGGAGCGCCAGACGUGACCAGCAGUCACACGUGACCAGCACACUCACGUGACCAUCACUCACACACGUGACCAGCACACUCACGUGACCAUCACUCACACACGUGACCAGCACACUCACGUGACCAGCAGUCACACGUGACCAGCACGCUCACGUGACCAGCACACUCACGUGACUGAUUAGCACACUCACGUGACCAUCACUCACAAACGUGACCAGCACACUCACGUGACCUAGCACACUCACACACGUGACCAUCACUCACACGUGACCAGCACUCACGUGACCAUCACUCACAUGUGACUGAUUAGCACACUCACGUGACCAUCACUCAACACAUGUGACCAUCACUCAACACAUGUGACCAUCACUCACACGUGACCAGCACGCUCACGUGACCAUCACUCACACACGUGACCAUCACUCACACGUGACCAUCACUCACACGUGACCAUCACUCACACGUGACCAUCACUCACACGUGACCAGCACGCUCACGUGACCAUCACUCACACACGUGACCAUCACACACACGUGACCAGCACGCUCACGUGACCAUCACUCACACGUGACCAUCACUCACACGUGACCAGCACGCUCACGUGACCAUCACUCACACACGUGACCAUCACUCACACGUGACCAGCACACUCAUGUGACCAUCACUCACACGUGACUGAUUAGCACUCACGUGACCAUCACUCACACGUGACCAUCACUCACUCGUGACCAUCACUCACACGUGACUGAUUAGCACACUCACGUGACCAUCACUCUCACGUGACCAGCACACUCACGUGAUCAUUACUCACGUGACCAUCACUCUCAUGUGACCAGCACACUCACGUGACCAGCACCAUCACUCACACGUGACUGACUAGCACACUCACGUGAUCAUCACUCACGUGAUCAUCACUCACGUGAUCAUCACUCACGUGAUCAUCACUCAC
Messenger RNA from Lethenteron reissneri (Far Eastern brook lamprey), 1591 nucleotides. Its product is annotated as SHC-transforming protein 1-like. Gene Ontology annotation, biological process: cell surface receptor protein tyrosine kinase signaling pathway. The record is from RefSeq and is a predicted model, not a curated record. Gene Ontology annotation, molecular function: receptor tyrosine kinase binding. NCBI's taxonomy places the organism in Eukaryota, Metazoa, Chordata, Hyperoartia, Petromyzontiformes, Petromyzontidae. Gene Ontology annotation, cellular component: plasma membrane.